AUGUCAGAUACCCAGCAGUUUGAUCAUGAGUCAAUGGUCCGAUAUCUCUUCACCCUGGGAGAUGCCGCCCAGUUGUGUCCGGCUCGCGUGGAGAAACGGGUCUUGAUGUUGGUUCAGUCCAUAUUGGCCUCAUUGCCAGAGCAACAGGGUUCUGUUGGUUCGGAGAAUGAAGACGUCCCUCAUUCACAGAGUCAGUCUCAGCCGCAGUUACAAAGUCAGUCUCAGCUGCAGACUCAGUCCCAGCCGUCCUCGCAACCUCUUUCCCAGUUCAGAGGCUCCAGAAUGCCACCGCUGGUCCGCGCUCAUGCUUUCAUCACUCUUGGUAAGCUUUGUCUCCAACAUGAGGACCUGGCUAAAAAGUGUAUCCCAGCUCUCGCCCGAGAACUGGAGGUCAGCGAUGACAUGGCCAUCCGCAACAAUGUCAUUAUCGUUAUAUGUGACCUGUGUGCGUCCGAUACACAACCAUGGUGGACAGAUACAUCCCCAAUGUGUCUGUGUGUCUUAGAGACCAAGAUCCAUUCAUUCGGAGGCAAACGCUCAUCAUGCUUACCAACCUACUCCAGGAGGAGUUUAUAAAGUGGAAGGGCUCCCUUUUCUUCCGCUUUAUCAGCGUCUUGGUGGAUCCGGA
Staurois parvus is the source of this 628-nucleotide messenger RNA. NCBI's taxonomy places the organism in Eukaryota, Metazoa, Chordata, Amphibia, Anura, Ranidae. The record is from the annotation of a GenBank genome assembly.